Messenger RNA from Esox lucius (northern pike), 2669 nucleotides. RefSeq names its product SIRT1 domain-containing protein. The coding region runs from base 634 to 2034 and encodes 466 amino acids. The transcript is spliced from 9 exons. Gene Ontology annotation, molecular function: NAD+ binding. NCBI's taxonomy places the organism in Eukaryota, Metazoa, Chordata, Actinopteri, Esociformes, Esocidae. The record is from RefSeq and is a predicted model, not a curated record.
UAACACGUCGUUUUAUUUAUCUGAGAAAAACAUACCUUUUUUAUUCAGCUGAACCGCAUCAAGCAGUCUACAUUGGCUUCUCACAGAGGGGCGCUGUUUCGCUUGCUCGGAUGCUUUAUGGGGGGGGGGGAUUCUGCCGGCUUACAUCUCAUGUUUACAUAUUUUAUUUGGACUGGAAAGGAACAGCAGACCAGGCCCCGUAAGUCCCGCCCAUGGCGCCGGGCUUACUCUUGCUGCGCCCAUAGCCUACACAGAAAAUGAUUUUCCCGCACUGAAGGCUUGAAGUGACGUACUUCCUUCUCCAUAAAUGGGUUUGCAUGCGACUGAUGCCAGGAAGAGCUGAAAAAUAAUAGAUUGCCUUCGGAGUUUCAGACUUCUACACAGGUGUAAUUUAAACUUUCGUGUGAGCUGGCCAGGUUCAAGUUGUAGCAAUGUUGCACCCGUCACAAUCUUCGUUUUGAUGUAGAACAUCCUGUGGCACAACUUCAAGUUCGCCUUCCAUCCCACAAGGUUUCAAAAGUGCUGCUCUCUGGACAGACAGAGCAGAUGAACCCUUGGCAAACGGAUACAUUUUAAAGAUUAUACUUUGGCCAAAGCAGAAGUGGAAAGUGUACUGCAAAUUCAGGUGGUGAUAUGAGCAAGGCCAGAUCCAGCUGUGACAAGAGGGCCUCUCAGGAGCGGGCAUUCACCAGGGUGACUCGCAACUCUACCUCCCAGACCAGGCCUACAGAGACACCUCCACCCCAGCACUUUGGACCUGGCUCACAUGGGAGCCAGCAGAAGAAGCAGACUGACUCUGCCCUGCCUCUGGUCCAGGAUCUCAGUCUGAUGAGUGUGAGUGGACAAGACACCUCCUUGUCACGGAAGGUUAAGGGGUCUAAGGGAAGCAGUUGCCCCAACCAGGAGGGAAUGUCGUCUUCUGUCUCUGAGCCCACAGAGAGCUCCCCUGCUGGGCCAACAGUGAAAUCCUCUCCCCGGGGCGGCCUGGCAUCCGUGUCUCGACUGGUGAAGCUGGGCCGCUGCAAGAAUGUGGUGGUUGUGGCUGGGGCAGGCAUCAGUACGGCCAGCGGCAUCCCAGACUUCAGAACUCCUGGAACGGGGCUUUAUGCCAACCUGGCCAAAUAUAACAUACCCUACCCAGAGGCCAUCUUCAACAUCGACUACUUCUCCAACGACCCUCGGCCCUUUUUCUCCCUGGCCAAGGAGCUCUACCCAGGCAGACACCGACCCAACUAUAUCCACUACUUUAUCCACAUGCUGCACCACAAGGGCCUCCUCCUCCGCAUGUACACCCAGAACAUUGACGGCCUGGAGAAGAUAAGUGGAAUCCCAGACGAUAAGCUUGUGGAGGCCCAUGGGAGUUUUGCAACUGCUUCCUGUCACCUCUGCUACACCCCAUUCCCCGCGCAGGAGGCAAAGAGUUCCAUAAUGAGUGACAAGGUCCCUGUCUGUACUUUCUGUCAGGCCACAGUCAAACCAGACAUAGUGUUCUUUGGAGAGGACCUUCCUGAGAAGUACUUUCUGCAUUCAAAGGACUUCCCUAAAGCUGACCUACUCAUUGUAAUGGGCACUUCUUUACAGAUCGAGCCCUUUGCCAGCCUUGUAAACACAGUGAGGUCCACCGUGCCGCGGCUGCUGCUAAACCGGGACGCAGUGGGUCCCUUUCAGAAGGUGCCCUUAAAGAAGGGCGACUACAUGGAACUAGGAGACCUGGUGGACACCGUUAGGAGGUUUGCUGAAAUCCUAGGGUGGCACUCUGAGAUCCAAGACCUGAUGGCUGGUCGUGAGAAUGGGACCAUCCUCACCAGCAGUUUUCCAGCAAGCAGUGUUCUAUCUAGAAAUGUCCGGGGACGAGGGCCCACUCAGACCAAAACCACCGGCUUGGGAAGGAGAGGGGCUUCCGAGCCCCGAGGGAGGAUUCCUCCAAAGUCCAGACCAGGGGCACGGGGUCCCAGCAGUAGCAGUGAGAAGAGCGAUUCGGAGACUGACAGUAAGAGCACGGUGUCAACAGUUUCGUCCAGCCCAAGUAACUGAGAUUGAGGAUGACCCCAGGGUGUGAAAUGUCUUGGGGCUUGUUUACAUUAUGCUACAUUUUUGGAGACAUAUCAAAGAAGACGGGAGACACUAGAUUAUUUCAUUGUGUUAACUUGCAGAUAUCGACAGCUUCACCUUCUGAAGUAACAUGCGGCUUAUUUUCAGUGUAACCCCCUUGGGAGUUUUCCAAAUUUGAAGGCAACUGCGUCAGAACUGUGUCAAGGGUUUGUGCAGUGUGCACAUCGCUCGGUUGUCACCCGGUUGACGGCCACAAUCCUGCGUGGUACUUCUCGAAUAUGCCGGUGUAAAUGCAAACACUGUGGAAAUAAUUUAUGCAAACUAAGAUAAGUCUAUCUAGUAUUUUAUUCUCAUAUUGUAAACAAGCCCCAAGUGGGGCGCAUGCAGUUAAGGGAUUGGUUUGGCUGCGGGGAAGAGGUUGAAGUUUGACCUGCUGAGUGUGCAGUGCUCUGCUGUGUAUUUCAACAGGCAGUCACUAAGGUCUCUGCCCAUCAACAAAGGACCCAGCAUUAUUUGGUGUGCAUUUCUUAGUGAUCCAAUUGUAUUUGUGUGGAAGAGAAGUGUAUUGUGAGUUUGCUCAAAGUGACUGGUUCCAUACUCUGUUAAUGUUGGCCAAA